ACCGCAGUACUGUACCCGGAUUAUAGCGCGCGCUGCGGCACAUAUACACACACACACACACACACACACACUAAGCCCCGCACCGGUCUAACAGCGCUCACGCAUACACACAUAAACACAGAGAUAAACAGCGCUGCGGCGGAAACAUGUCAAAACCAGAGGAGAAGAAGGAGUCUGGCGGAUGGAAAGAAUUAUUUUGGAAUCCGCGCACACAUGAGCUGUUGGGCCGAACCGCAAGCAGCUGGGGUUUGAUUCUGCUCUUCUAUGUGGUCUUCUACACGUUUCUUGCUGGAAUGUUCUGCCUCACCAUGUACGUUAUGCUGCUCACACUUGAUGAUUAUACACCAACCUGGCAGGACCGACUUGCUACACCAGGAUUGAUGAUCAGGCCUAAAGGUGAAGAUUUGGAAAUCAUAUAUAAUAUAAAAAACACUGAGAGCUGGGACAAAUAUGUUCAGGCACUCAACACCUUCCUCACCCCUUAUAAUAAUUCUCAUCAGGUGCUGAAUAAUGAUGCAUGUGUUCCGGAUAAGUAUUAUCUUCAGGAGGACAGCGGGAAUGUGCGUAAUAACCCCAAAAGGGCGUGUCAGUUUAACCGCACCAUGCUCGAGGAUUGUUCUGGACUUGUUGACCGAACCUACGGUUACAGCGAUGGAAAACCCUGUGUGCUCAUCAAAUUGAACAGGGUUAUUGGAAUGUUGCCAGGGAAAGAUGGCCAGUCUCCAUAUAUCACCUGUGGAACAAAGAAGGAGGUGAACAGUGAUUUUGUUGAUGUCACUUAUUUUCCUCCUAAUGGGACAUUUAAUUUGAUGUAUUAUCCGUACUAUGGCCUACGCGCCCAGGUGAACUACACUCAGCCUCUGGUAGCAGUGAAGUUUGUGAACGUAACUCUGGACACUGAUGUGAACAUUGAAUGUAAAAUCAACUCCAACACAAUCACAGAAUUCAGCGAGCGUGACAAGUUCGCUGGCCGAGUUUCCUUUAAACUGCGCAUCAACAGUAUCUAGACACACAUACACACACACUCUCUCACACUUCACACACACAUACACACACACACACACUCACUCACUCUCUCACACACACACUCACUCUCACACGCUCACUCUCUCACACACACAGACACUCAAGUCAAAAAGUUGCUUUAUUGGGCUGAAAAAUAUUAACAUUUGUAUUGCUAAAGCUUAGGUACAGACAAACAUCUCUCUCUCUCUCUCUCUCUCUCUCUCUCUCUCUCUCUCUCACACACACACACACACACAAUCGUGCACACAGAGUUUUCAGUUAGUCAGUGAGUCCCUAACAGUUUAUUUCCUGUUUGAGGAUGUGAUGGAUUUGCAGUCUGACUUUGUCAGUAACAGGGGGAACAUUUUUUUGUGUGUGUGUGUGUGUGUGUGUGUGUGUGUGUGUGUCUAUGGAUUCGUGUGUGUCAGUAAUUGUGUAUGUUGAUUAAUCCUUCCAUAAUUGAAAGAAAAAUAUACAGAUAAUCAGAUCAGAUUGAGGCUUUAAGGCUGGGCAUAAAGAGUUUUGCUUUUGUCGGAGGGGCUAAUGCUGUUGAGUGGCUGUGGCCUAAAUUGUGUGUGUAAACAACAUUUAUUUAUUUGCUGUUAUUUAUUUUAUUUAUUUAUAUAAUAAACAUAUUAACAAGCUGA
This is a messenger RNA of Ictalurus punctatus (channel catfish), 1652 nucleotides long. RefSeq names its product ATPase Na+/K+ transporting subunit beta 2a (gene atp1b2a). Bases 147 to 1007 code for a protein of 286 amino acids. Gene Ontology annotation, biological process: intracellular potassium ion homeostasis; sodium ion export across plasma membrane; potassium ion import across plasma membrane. Gene Ontology annotation, cellular component: sodium:potassium-exchanging ATPase complex. NCBI's taxonomy places the organism in Eukaryota, Metazoa, Chordata, Actinopteri, Siluriformes, Ictaluridae. The transcript has 7 exons. The record is from RefSeq and is a predicted model, not a curated record. Gene Ontology annotation, molecular function: ATPase activator activity.